This is a messenger RNA of Clavispora lusitaniae ATCC 42720, 447 nucleotides long. It is a transcript of the gene GNA1, whose product is annotated as glucosamine 6-phosphate N-acetyltransferase. Gene Ontology annotation, cellular component: endoplasmic reticulum; endoplasmic reticulum-Golgi intermediate compartment; Golgi apparatus. Gene Ontology annotation, molecular function: monosaccharide binding; glucosamine 6-phosphate N-acetyltransferase activity. Gene Ontology annotation, biological process: UDP-N-acetylglucosamine biosynthetic process. Lineage: Eukaryota; Fungi; Ascomycota; Pichiomycetes; Serinales; Metschnikowiaceae. The record is from RefSeq and is a predicted model, not a curated record.
AUGUUGCCCGAAGGAUACACAUUCAGACCUGUGGAAAAGUCAGAUCACGCAGACUAUGUUGCCACUUUAAGUGUUCUCACGCAUGUUGGAGAGAUUUCUGCGGCCCAGUUUUCUGAAUUGCUUGACCACUGGGCACAAAACGAAUCCAUCUACUAUCCUCGAGUUAUUGCAGACCAAAACAACAAAGUUGUGGCUACAGGGAUGAUUGUGGUGGAGCGGAAACUUGUUCACGGUUGCGGAAAAGUCGGCCACAUUGAAGACAUUGCUGUGGCCAAAGACCAGCAGGGGAAAAAACUUGGCCAACACAUGAUUCAGGAAUUAAGUAAAAUUGGCCAUGGUCUAGGCUGUUACAAGGUGAUUUUGGAUUGCUCUGAGCACAAUGUGGGAUUCUACGAGAAGUGUGAUUACAAACGUUAUGGCAGUGCCAUGUCGAUUCGUUACGACUAG